Phragmites australis (common reed) is the source of this 1445-nucleotide messenger RNA. Its product is annotated as binding partner of ACD11 1-like. NCBI's taxonomy places the organism in Eukaryota, Viridiplantae, Streptophyta, Magnoliopsida, Poales, Poaceae. Gene Ontology annotation, molecular function: RNA binding. The coding region runs from base 233 to 1063 and encodes 276 amino acids. The transcript has 8 exons. The record is from RefSeq and is a predicted model, not a curated record.
UUUUCGUCGGCCAACUAGGCAGCGAACAGCUCAAGAAAAGUAGCAGCAGCAACCCGCGGCGGCGACGAGCAACCAACCGGACUACGCCAUUGCCAAUCGCCCGAGCGCCCCUGAACCCUGCGCUACCCAGCCACCGCCUUUCUCUGCUCCCGCCGCGGAUUCUCUCGCGCAGCCCGAGUUCGCGGCUGGUUUCUUUGACCGCUUCCUCUGAGUUCUUUCUCGGCGCCACGCCAUGGAGGAGGGGGGCAAGAGGGUGGUGAGGACGGUGAGGGUGCGGAACAUCUCAGAUCUUGCGACGGAGCGGGAGGUGCGCGAGUUCUUCUCAUUCUCCGGCGAAAUCGAGAAAGUCGACAUCAGAUUUGACGGUGUGGCGACGGGGAGGACGGCCUACGUCACGUUCAAAGAUCCCAAUGCCCUUGAGAUUGCGCUUCUGCUGUCGGGAGCAACAAUUGUGGAUCAAGUUGUGAACAUAACCCCUGCUGAAGAUUACAUCUACAUUCCUGUUACCGAACAGCAUCUUGUGGUCAAUGAGGUGACUAGUGCAAGUUCAGCUCCUACUGCAGAUUUGGAGCACUCCACAGAGGCCAAUGCCAGUCCCACUGGCCAUGUCUAUGCCAUCAAGGCCCAUGAUGUCAUUACAAGUGUGAUUGCAAGGAGUUCAAUGAUGAGACAAGAUGCUGUGAACAAGGCUAAAGCAUUUGACGAGAAACAUCAAUUGAGGGCUAAUGCAUCAGCGAGGAUCAGUUCCUUUGAUAAGCGUGUUCGCCUUUCGGAGAAGAUAAACAAUGGGGUAUCAGUUGUAAAUGAAAAGGUGAAAUAUGUGGACCAAAGGUUAAAUGUUUCUGACAAAACAAUGGCUGCUUUGCUGGCUGCAGAGCGCAAGCUAAAUGAUACAGGCGCUGCUGUGAAAACCAACAGGUAUGUGUCUGCUGGAACAAGCUGGCUGAAUGGUGCUUUUAGCAAGGUUGCCAAGGCUGGCCAUGUAGCUGGCUCUAGAACCAGAGAAAAGUUCCAAGUAGCUGUGUCAAAUCUAACAGCGAAAGGCCCUGCUGUUGUUGCUUGAGCUUGCUGUGCUGGUUGUGGAAGCUCAUCUUCCUGAGGAAAAUUUAUUGGAAGUCCAGAACAAGCACCUUCUCUUGAUUGUAUGGACAGAGUGUGGAAAUUAAUUGUGUGUUUCACCGCUGUCUUGUCCUUUUUCCAUGGGGCGGGCUUUUCAGUGAGUCAUGUGAGAUUUGGUAUAUAGAGGAGCUCAGAUUUUGGGAUUUUAGUAGAACCCCCAUUCUUUUUAGUGUUGAUGUUAAAUUGAUUAUAGGUGAUAGUGCUAUUGUAUUGACUCGGUGUGGAUUCUUAAUCGUCAUUGAUGCCUAUGCUUCUUCCAAAAAUGUUGCUCCAAUUGAGAAAUUUGAAACUCAGUUACUGGAAAUUGGGAUGCUUAUCAGUUCUGA